Molecule: messenger RNA, 2993 nt
Organism: Cryphonectria parasitica EP155
Lineage: Eukaryota; Fungi; Ascomycota; Sordariomycetes; Diaporthales; Cryphonectriaceae
Gene: pro1
Product: fungal-specific Zn(2)-Cys(6)type transcription factor
Exons: 2
Coding region: 1-2163 (720 amino acids)
Biological process (GO): positive regulation of transcription by RNA polymerase II
Cellular component (GO): nucleus
Molecular function (GO): zinc ion binding; transcription cis-regulatory region binding; DNA-binding transcription factor activity, RNA polymerase II-specific
Source: RefSeq, a predicted model, not a curated record
AUGUCAACACUACCCCCCAACCGUCAACAUCGUCAAGAGGACCUCAUGGGAGCAUCGCAAGUCAACAUGGCCGUCGCACAGCCAACAAAGGCGAAGGCCAAGUCGGCCCCCAAGGCUAGCGGUCCCAAGGCCAGCAACAAUGCCAAUCCGAAACAAAAAACACAGAUGCAUCGUCGCUCAAGAACAGGCUGCUACACCUGCAGACUCCGGAGGAAGAAGUGCGACGAGGGUUCGCCAAUGUGCACAGCAUGCAAGCACCUCGGUCUUGCUUGUGAAUACAAGCGCCCAAUGUGGUGGAGCAACAAUGAUGCCCGCAGAAAACACAAGGACGACAUCAAGAUGAUCAUCAAGAGGAAGAAGUUGUCCGAGAAGGCGCAGAACUCACAACAUUCCCAUGCCAUCCAAACCUCGAUGCCUUCGCCGCCAGGCCUGUCUCACUCUCUCCCAACAUCAGCCACCUUCUCUGAUCCUCUCGACCGGACACGAUCUCAGUCCAUCGACUCGCAAUACUCGUUCAAUUUCAACAGCCCACCUGCCGUCACUGAUGGCUUUCCCUACAAUGGACAGAUGCACCCGGAAUUUAUGUUGAAUGGUAUCUCACCAUACACGCCAUACGAGAUUGACGUCAAGACGGAGCGACAGAUGUUUGUGGACGAUGUUCCCACCCUGACCGAGUCAACAACCUCAACCUUCAGCACAUACACCACUCCGCCACCGCCCGGGACAUUACUGCCCUCGUCGUUCCCGCUCGAGGGCGGCGAAUGGACGGAGCAGACCUGCACAGAACGGCGAGAGUCGCUGACCGAGGAGACCCUGAACUGCAACUUCUUUGACUUUGCACACGGCCCCUCGAUGAACACAAGACAAGUUGCCAUCGAGCUGGACGAGGGUGACCAGAGGCUCCUGGACCAUUUCAUCCAGUUUGUGCUACCGACCAUCUUCCCCAUCCUCGAGACGAACCAACACGGUUCCGUUGGCUCCGAUCUCAUCCUGCCCGCACUGCAGAGCAACAAGGGCUACCUGCACUGCUGCCUGAGCAUAGCAGCACAGCAUUACAAGGCCAUGGUCAUGACGCAAGGCGGUGAGGUUGAUAAUGAUCUUAUGCAACAAGUAGAUGGCGAUAUCAUGCGCCACCGCUACUCGACCAUCUCAUCCCUGUGUGAUGCCCUCAACCGGGAUGAGGAUCACCAACAGAUUCUCGAGGCUGCCCUUGGGCUCAUCUUCUUCCAAUGCUGCGUCGGCCGCUUUGACGACGCCCUGCCUGAUAUCGCAUGGCACCAGCACUUCCAGGCUGCCAUCUCGCUGGUACAGAAGCUCAACCUUCCCAACCUCGUCGCCGACGAGCACCACCCGCUGAGCCAGACUCCCUUCAACAUGACCCUCACAUCAUGGAUUGAUAUCCUCGGUGCAUCGAUCAAGGGCCGUGCCCCAACCUUUGCACACACCUACCGUGAGAAGCAUCUGUCUCAGGUCAACCACUCCCUGGGUCUCCGUGAGCUCAUGGGGUGCGACGACCGUGUCAUGUACCUGAUCAGCGAGAUUGCCUGCCUCGAAGCUCUCAAGCGUGAUGGCAUGGACGACAUCUCGUUGUGCCAGCACGUGCACGUCCUGGGCGACCAGAUCGGAAUGACUGAAAUGGGCGAGACGGGACCCAAGAUCCCUUUCAAUGCCAACGGGUCUCUGAGCCCCAAGCAGCUGUCGAGGAACAUGACCCAGGCAUUCCGCCUCACGGCGCGCAUCUACCUGUGCAGCCUGGUGCCCGGUUUCUCGCCCACGCAGCCUUCGUGCAUCAACCUCGUCGAACGCCUCACCAACGUCCUGCAGCACAUCCCAUCGGGACCUGGUGGUUUCGACCGCUCUCUGGUCUGGGUGUACCUGCUCGGCGGCUCGAUGAGCGGGGUGGGGUCAAGCUUCCGCACCUUCUUCGAGGACCGCGUGUCGCAGCUGGGCGAACAGGCCGACUAUGGCUCCUUCGGCCGGGUCGCCUGCCUCCUCCGCGAGGUGUGGGCUCGCAACGACGAGCUCGUCUGCUCGCCCAGCAGCGCCACCAGUGCCGCGGCCGGCAUCAAGCAUGAGGAGUCCGCACAGCAGCAGGGACAGCCGCAGUAUAUCCCCUGGCGGGAUGUGAUGCAGAUGAAGGGCUGGGACUUCCUGCUCAUCUAGACGAUGACCCCACAGGAAUAACCCGACUCUGCAUCCGCCUGCACGUCCCUCUCUCUCUCUCACAAACACACUCCCUUUUCGCUGACUAACCCUUCAUUUCAACAACUUAUAACCUUUUUUUUUAUUAUUAUAAACCUAGAUGGCUGCCGCAAGGCAUCUCACGAGAUGAGGAAAUGAUACCUAACUGUUUUGGACGACACUGGACCUUUCGGAUGAAGAUUGACGACGAAAGCUCUUCUGCAGCUGGGCUGAAGAGCAGCGAGCGAUAUUGCGAGAAAUGAAGCAAUAAACAAAUGAACGAAACGAGCCAAACCAGACGGCAUUGAAAGAUCCUGUCAACAGAUUAGCUGUUUGUGUUCUGGUUUCUCAACAAACUUACACACACUCCCCUAUAUUUACAGCAUGCAUGGGCAGGAGUUCUUGUGCGCGUGUCGUGUCUGGGGGAUUUCUUUGGGGGUCAUUGGGACAAAGUGUGUGGGCUCAUACCAUAUUUUUCCUUUUUCUCCUUGGGCGAGAAGUGAGUGUUCAGGAGCAUUGCCUUGGUCUUUGAUUGUUUUUGCCUGCUCUUUUUCCCUUUCCCAUUUUCUUCCUCCUUAUUCGCAAGACGGAUCACACAGUUGGCUGGAAGGAGGAAAGGACUUUAUUAUAUACCCACGAAUUUCGUGCAGGGUUUUCUUUGAAGUAAAUAGCCGCCUCGAGUUUUCAACGUGGUGUCCACGGCGAUGGGACGACGUUCUUGAUAAUGGCGGCAUCGGUACGCCGAGGGGUGGGAAAAGACCCUAGUCAAAACAAUAAACAAAAAACAAUAUUAUUUUAAAAAAGUAAAUCUG